UUUCCUUCAUCAGUCUAACAGAGAAAUUCGUGUAUUUUUUUUCUAUCGAAGACAAACCUCAGCAGGACAACAGCACUGUACAGUCACGGAUCGCUCUCUCCUCUUUCCGUCUGCUGGUCAUGUAGUGCAGGAGGUCGAUUGUCGGAAACGACACAUUUCCAGGUAUAGUAUCCGACGAAAUGGUGGCAGAAGAUUUCAGCUCAACACCUUGCCCGCUGUCAAAGGAAUCACAUCAUGAAAAAAUUAUAUUACAAACAGGCGAUGCACAUGGAGUCUCUGAUGAAGAUUCUACCUCGCCAGCUUGGCAGCCGGUGUCAGCUUCUUUUAAAACACCAUCUCUUGAUGCACUGGAAGAUUCACCCAAUGCAAAACAAAAAUACUUCAAAAAAUGCGUGCCCCUAUACAAGGCUGCGGUAGAAGGUGACUGGGAAGCGGCUAGUAGAAUCAUGAUUGAAGAUGAAACUCUUUUACGUGCAUCUAUCACGAAAGGAUGGCAGACUGUUCUUCAUGUUGCCGCAGGAGCAAAACAAGUUCACUUUGUGAAGGAGUUGCUGAAACAGUUGGACAAACGCGACCUAGAAUUACAAGAUCAAAAGGGCAAUACAGCCUUAUAUCAUGCUGUUGCAGCUGGAACCGUACCAGUGGCUAAGAUUUUGAUGCAAAAGAAUCCAAGGCUGCUAGAAAUUUGGGGAGGUCAAGGAUUGUCACCGCUCUAUUAUGCUGCUUUGUUUGGACAUGGCAAGAUGGCUUUGUAUCUCUACCCUAAACUCAUAGAACUUGUUAAUGAGGGGGAAAGAGGUGGGAUAUUUUUCAGCUGCAUUAACAACGGUUUAUACGAACUAGCAUUGAAAAUGCUUAAAGACUAUCCGGAGCUUGCAGUGGUUCGCAACGCGAAUGGUGAGACAGCAUUGCAUUUGUUGGCUCAGAAGCCUUCAGCAUUCGCCAUCAAAACUUCAAGAAUAUUGAAAAACUUCCUUUAUUCUUUUUGCUUUCGACUUGUUCCAGGUACAAACAAGAGAAACUUGACAAGAACGCCCUGCUGUCAAUUACUGAAAUGUCUUUGGGAAGAAGUUUUAUGGCAAAAUGACUCGACUGUUAUCGACGUUAUAAGAAGGCCUUCACAUAUACUAUUUAUGGCAACAAAGCUGGGAAACUUUAAGUUCGUGGCUGAGCUUAUUGGCUCUUAUCCUGAUUUGAUAUGGGAAACAGAUGACAGCAAUCAGAGUUUAUUCCACAUCGCAGUCGCAUACCAUCAGGCAAGCAUAUUCAGUCAGGCACAAAAGCUGGGUUUAAAUAAGAAUAUCGUGCUCUCGUUUAAAGAUGAUAAGAACAACAACAUACUACAUUUAGCGGCGAAGUUAGCUCCAUCAAAUCAAUUAAAUACCGGGUCAAGAUCUACCAUUCAAAUGAAACGAGACUUAUCAUGGUUUAAGGAAGUGAAAAAGUUCGUUCCACCAUCCUACCAAGAGAUGAAAAAUUCAGAGGGCAAAACACCAAAGGAUAUAUUUAUCGAAGAACAUAAUGAACGGGGAGCUCAAUGAAAAAUAGUCUUGAUUUGCAGAUUAGAGGUCUCAAGUUCGAAUCUUCAUGGCACUUUGAUAGUGUGUAUGUGUGCGUGUGAAACCUCAUUCCCUCUUGUAGUUUAAACUAUCUCUUGUGGUUAUAGCCCAUGUAACCCAAUCAGGUUCCACGUGAAGCAAAGACAUCUCCCAUUCACUCGUUGAGAAUGCAUGGCUAAGGAGCUACUCGCCAACAUUUGCAAUAGUGUGGAGACUAGCUACGCAACAAAUGUUAUUAUUAUUAUUUUUUAUUUUAGGGUUAAUUACAGUUUAAUACCAUGUGGUUACACUUUUAAGACAUGUUAGUUUCUACUGUCUUAAUUUUUACAAUAACAUACCC
Messenger RNA from Prunus mume (Japanese apricot), 1899 nucleotides. RefSeq lists its product as uncharacterized. Gene Ontology annotation, cellular component: membrane. NCBI's taxonomy places the organism in Eukaryota, Viridiplantae, Streptophyta, Magnoliopsida, Rosales, Rosaceae. The record is from RefSeq and is a predicted model, not a curated record. Gene Ontology annotation, molecular function: protein binding.